Molecule: messenger RNA, 1353 nt
Organism: Arachis duranensis
Lineage: Eukaryota; Viridiplantae; Streptophyta; Magnoliopsida; Fabales; Fabaceae
Product: protein FAR1-RELATED SEQUENCE 5-like
Exons: 3
Coding region: 1-1353 (450 amino acids)
Biological process (GO): regulation of DNA-templated transcription
Source: RefSeq, a predicted model, not a curated record
AUGGAGAAUGAUGGCAAAGAGUCGUAUAAGGAUGGUGAUCAAUCUGAGGAUUUAAGUGUUGAGUAUGAGUGUAGUUCCGAUGAAAGUGAUGAUAUGGUGGAUGUAACUCUAGAUGAAGCAGAGGCAGAUAUAAUUAAUGCUGGUGGUUUGGAAAAGUUGAUAACUGAUUUGACCAUCGAAGACAUAUGGGGACUAGCGUUUGAUACAGAAUCUCAAGUUUGUGAAUUUUAUGCCAAAUAUGCCAAGUGCUAUGGAUUUGUGUCUCGAAAAGACUUGAAGACGGUGGAUGCUAAUGGCAACAUUAAUACAAGACAGUUGGUUUGCAAUAAAGCAGGAGAAAGACAUUGGAAGCACCUUAAAAGGGACAAUCGGCAAAGGGAGCAUAAGGCAAUUACUCGUGUCAACUGCAAGGCAAGGAUUUGGUUCAUUCGUCACUAUAGAACGGGUAAGUGGAAAGUCAGUGUCUUUGAGAGUGAACACAAUCAUCCACUAUGUCCACCUAAGUACAGACAUCUUAUUGCCGCGAAUCGUGGGCUUGAUGAGGCCGAUAAAACACAAGCAGAUAGCUUGCGAGCAUGUGGUGUUAAAACUUGCCACAUAAUGGGUUACAUGGUUUCCCAAAAAGGUGGAUAUGAUAAAGUGGAUUUUAAUAGCAAAGACUUACAUAACCACAUUAGUAAGACUAGGUGUGGCAAAGUGAAAGACGGUGAUGCAUUUGCUGCGUUGGCCUAUCUAUUUUCUAAGGCAGAUAGUGACCCGUUAUUUCUAGGAAAGUUCACCUUAAAGGAUGGUAGGUUGGAUAAUUUGGUGUGGGCUGAUGGAGAAAGCGUUGUUGAUUACGAAUGUUUUGGCGAUGUACUGGCUUUUGACACCACUUACAAGAAAAAUGUAUACAACAAGCCCUUAGUCAUAUUUUCAGGGACCAACCACCAUGGCCAGACGACUAUCUUUGGAUGCGCUCUGCUCUCAGAUGAAAAGUCCAAAACUUUCAAGUGGGCACUGAAGGAAUUUUUGGAAAUCAUGUCAGGAAAACUACCCGGAGGCAUUGUGACAGACGGAGACCGUGCUAUGAGAGAGGCUAUCUUAGAAGUAUUUCCUGGUAUACCACACCGCCUUUGUGCAUGGCAUCUCCAUCGUAAUGCGAGAUGGAAUGAGAUCAUAUCCAAAUACGGACUUGCCGAGAAUGAAUGGGUCCAGGUCAUUUAUAAUGACAGAAUGAAGUGGGCUACCGCAUAUUUGAGGGAGCACUUCUUUGGCCGCAUAAGAACUACAUCACAGUGUGAGGGAAUUCAUUCAUUAUUGAAGAACUAUGUUGACAUUUCCUGUUUUGACUACGUGCUUGGAAAGUUUUGA